AUGGACAGUAUAUUUACAGCAUAUUUACAGCGCAUUGACAAAACCUGGGUGUUUGCAGCGCAUUGGCAUUCCAUUUACGACGCAUUGCUAGCAUUGGUACCUUGGUUACAAACACCUCUGCUACGAUUUUCCACCACCCUUUACCCGCCACCAUCUGCCUCUUCACACUUUCUUUGCCCAUACGGCAAUGACGUCGAGGUCAUGGCCUUUCAAACCAAUGUGCUUCGUGGCGGCCAGUGGGUGACUGAGACGGUCAAUCUGCAAGACGCCCUCGACGCCUCUGCCUCUGAAAAGCCACGUUCUGAACCCAAGGUCCCAGAGCCACCAACACUAGGCAUCCUCACAAAAACUGUUGUAGAGAGUCCGGUCACGAGAUGGAUUCUCCCGCUGUCCAUCCGCUCACCCAAGCAACAGGAUCUUGCUUUUGUCGGGGAUCACUUCGUCCAGAUAAGUGAGCUCGGCAAGGAUGGCCAGAUCCACGAAGUCCUCAAAAAGAACGGCUUCGGGCCUAGAAUUCGAAAUGCCGUUGUUCUAGGUGUAGGUCCCGACUCGGACAUAGUCAACGGUGCUUUGGCAGUCCAAGUCAAAUCAGAAGACGAUAGUUUCCAAUCGCGACAGCCCACUGCUGAGCCGCAGCUCUACUCAACACCUCAUCGCGGCAUCCCUCCCCAGGUACUGGUUCUUAUGCUCGAGAAUGGUGACGCAGUCUUCCUUUUUCUUCGCAAGCGACCUGACUCGAAACUCGAAUUCGUCGUCAGCAAGCACAAACUACCAAGAUCAGUUCCAUAUAUCGGCUAUCAUCUAGCUGUAGACCCAUCCUCUCGAUACAUGGCUGCUUCGACUCCCGAGGGCAUUCUGGUUGUCUACGAGCUACAGCCUUGGAAAGACCUCAAUUCGCGCUACAUUAAAGAUGGCACCUUUUCGCCUAUCCGCCGAAUCCACUUUCGCUCCGUCCAAGGUCUCAUACACAACAUGGAUUUUCUCUUUCCACGACCAGAGGACGAUUAUCACAUAAUACUGUUGCUCAUCGUCAUCCGCAAGGAAAGGCGCAACGCGGAGCCCGUUUCGAGGAUGAUUACGUAUGAUUGGGAGCUCGGCGAUAACCUAAAGACUGUGUUUGAUGAAGAGAAGACCGGAAACCGUUUGCCGGCUGAACACAAGAUGCCAAUACUAUUGAUACCCCUCAAAUUCAAGACGGCCUUCUUCGCCGUCUCCAAGAACAGUAUAGGCGUUGUCAAGCAUGCCCUCUCUGGUUCUCCCGAAUACGAACGGCUCCGGACCGAUAUGCCAAAGCAAACCAAAUUCCACAAUGGCAAGGGCGAACCUUUAUGGACUGCGUGGACGCGUCCAGCCCGGUUGCGGACCUGGUUUCAGCGAACCGACAUCAUUUUUCUUGCGCGCGAGGACGGUGCCUUCAUCUUUGUGGAUAUCGACCAGAAAGAAAUGGUACCCUCCGUUAUCAAUGUCGGCUGCUUAGAAACCAACAUCAAUACUGCUUUUGCAACAUCGUUCGAUCUAUUUUCUGAUGUCUUGAUUGUUGGCGGCGACUCGGGCCCAGGAGGGGUCUGGAAGCUGGCGCCCCGGACCGAUCUGAACCAAAUUAAUAUAACGCCAAACUGGUCACCUGUUGUUGAUGUCGCAACAACCUACGAGCCGGCGAUGGCCAAAGAUUCUGGAGCACGGCAGAGAAACGGUUACAGCAUGAUUGCCCGGAAACCUGAUAGCAUCUUUACAGCAUCGGGAAGAGGUUGCAAAGGAAGUAUAACGCAAUGGCGCUCGGGUAUUCAGGCGAAAAUCGGACUUGAUAUUGAAUCGGAUGAACCAAACAAGCAAGCAUGGAUUUUUCCCGUUGAUGAAAAAGGAGGCUCCUGUCUGUUUGGUAUUCUUACCUUACCCCAUUCUUCGCGGGUCCUGCAAUUUGCCAAAGAUUUAAGCCAGGUCCAGGAAGUAGAUGCCGAGAACACUUCUCUGGAUCUCUCGACCCGUACACUCUUCGCAACCCAACAAGCUGGCAGAAGCAUUCUCCAGAUCACCGAGGCAUUUAUAUGUAUUGCUGUCCUCGAAGAGUUGCUAGGCGUCCCAAAUAUCCGGAUUGACAAAGCCUACGGUCUCACGAACGCCAUUAUUUUGUGCGCCCAGAAAAGAGACCAAGCUGAGAUCUUCAUCGUGAAGCAGCAAGACACUAGUUUCGAUCUGGCCAAAUCUUGGACGGUGGACGGUGAAGCUACGGCGGUGGUUCUUUUUAAUAUUCUGGGGGAGCGACUGGCAGGUAUUGCAUUAAUCCUCGAAGGGCAGCCGAGUUUCUCUCUCUACACAUUGGAUGGCCAGCUAACCGCCACAACACCUCUAAGUACGGACGAGAAGCUUGCCGAGUCUGUGGGCCUUGAAGCUGUAACCAGCAUCUGCGCUGUGGAUGACGAGUCGGGUGCACCCAUACUUGUGCUGGGCACCAGAUGUGGCCACUUGAUAACAAUGCCCGUCUCCAAAGACGCCCGGGAACAGCUCAGCUGGACGACAGAGACCAUGGGAAUCUCCCCAGUAGAACUGUUUCCUGCACCACAGUCGCUGGAGAACAGACAACUGGCUUUCGCAAGCUGCGAUGGCAGCUUAAUAAUGCUUUCGAAUUAUUCGGCCCAAGAACGAUGCUUUUGUACCAAAAACGUUGUGAUACCAACUGAUUCAAACGAUUUGGCAAUGCCCUCACCACCGAUACAUUCCAUCUACAGCCUCGAUGAAAAUCUCUCCGAGCACGUUGGACAUAUGUCAUUGCUCAUGCUGGCGGGAUCCAGGGUCUUGAUGACAGAUAUCUGGCCACAGGCUGGGCUUGUACCUCGAUCAAUGACACUCGAAGGAUCACCGUCGAGAGUUAUUUACUCGCGAACUUGGAAGUGCCUCAUUGUUGCUCUGCUCAAGAAUGACCGGCCAACUUUGGAGUUCUUGGACCCCGAAACAGGUGCAAUAAUCUCUGACCCGUCGGACAAGGAGAAGAACUCGUCAGAAUUCAUUUCUGGGCUGGGUUACGAGGGUGAUCGAAUCUACGGGCUACACGAGUGGCUCUAUGUGAAAGACGGGCGAACAUUUUCCUUUAUUCUCGUGACAACGAAGGAUGGCCGACUAUUAGUUGUAUCAUUGAAAGAGACGGAAGUGAUGAUGGAAGACGGUCCUGUGCGUCGUCUUAAAUACUGGACGCGAUACAAGAAAUGGCUGCCCGGGCCUGUGAGCUCUAUCGUAGGCGAUGCUGAUGGGCUGAUAUUUUGUGUAGAUCGCACACUACACUGGGAGGUUCUGGAUCUGACGGAUAAAAAACUGAAACCGAAGAAGGAAUAUCAACUGGACUCUCCCGCAGUGCAGCUGAAGAUUGUGGAUGGCAAAGUUUAUGCUUUGACGUUGACAAACUCGCUUGAAAUUAUCGACCAUCGUACGGGCACGGGCAUGGCCUUGGUUCACACAGAUCAGGUCGCGAGGCGGACGAUCCACAUGCUGGACAUUGGCAACAACGUUGACGGCUCCGAAGCCGGUCCCAUCACACUUGUGGCGGAUUACAAGAAUGGAUUCGCGGGUGUAUGGGUUCCCAAGGGACAAGACAACCAGGAAUUGCAGGCCGUGUUCGAAGGCCUCCUUCCGAGCUCUGUGCGUCGCUUUGUCAGAACAUGGAGCCGGCCGGCUUGGGUGGCUACGAACCGAAGCCUGCGUUACGGGGCGCUGCGCAGCAGCACCGACGGAGCAGAGUUAUUGGGCGUUGGGUUGGACGGCGCACUGUACCAGUUUACAUUGAUUGAGGUAGAACUUUGGAGGCUUCUGUGUCUGAUCCAGACACUGGCACACCGCAGCCCGCUAUUGUAUCCGCUCUACAACCCAGCGAUCAGCAGCGACUCUGGUGACGACGAUGCAGAGUUAGAGCCCCAGCUACAUCCCAGGCUAAUGCAUAUCGAUGGAGACAUUCUGGGGAAAUGCGUCGAAGGCCGAAUACUGGAAGAGAUAGUGGGCGACGGAGACGGGCUCGACCUGUUCUGCGAAUACCUCGAUGGCAUCGAGAGCGGGCUAUGCACGAGCAGCUUCCGGGACAGCAUGGAGGAAGAGUGGCGCAAAACCAGAUACUUUGACGUGGCAUAUGAGAUAUUGCAAUAUCUCUUGGCGCCAGUGAUAUGA
Molecule: messenger RNA, 4149 nt
Organism: Cordyceps militaris CM01
Lineage: Eukaryota; Fungi; Ascomycota; Sordariomycetes; Hypocreales; Cordycipitaceae
Product: thermotolerance protein
Exons: 6
Coding region: 1-4149 (1382 amino acids)
Biological process (GO): mRNA splicing, via spliceosome
Cellular component (GO): nucleus; U2 snRNP
Molecular function (GO): protein binding; U2 snRNA binding
Source: RefSeq, a predicted model, not a curated record